Gryllus bimaculatus (two-spotted cricket) is the source of this 1427-nucleotide messenger RNA. NCBI's taxonomy places the organism in Eukaryota, Metazoa, Arthropoda, Insecta, Orthoptera, Gryllidae. The record is from the annotation of a GenBank genome assembly.
AGAGUAUCCAGCGUAUUCUUUCUGAUCAAAUGCGAUCUAAUUUCUCCGAGAAGUUUGAGCAGUUCCGUAUGUGUAUCAACAACUGGAAGUGAAAUUGUUUGUUUGUUUGUUUUCUGGUCGUGAUAAUGAUGGAAGAUAUUAACAUUUUAACAGAAAGCAUUGUUAAAAUAGAAGAUGUUAAAGAAGAACCUAUUGAUGGGAGCGAUGAUGUUUGUUGGAAUGCCUUUGAGGAGUUGGAGCCUCCAAUAGCUGUGCUUGUUGGGCCAUCGGAAAAGCAAGAGACGGCUUGUGGUGACGAACACAAGGGACAAUCAACUGCAGGUGGUGGAAAAACCACACACCAACCGGCCCCUACUACCACCACCCCAACAGCUGAAAGGAAGACUACCAUCACCCCAACAGCUAAAAGGAAAAAAUGGCCAUCAAAAGAAUUGCUUGAAAAAGCACGAGACAUUUUGAGUGCAGAGAAUGACGAGUGCCAAAUAUUUGCGGAUUUUAUCGCAAUGGAAUUGAGGAAAUUAGAAGAACGAUACAGAGUUGAGCUAAAGCGGAGGUUCCGUCAGGUGACCAGCAAAGAUGAAAGUUUAGUAUCUAUCGAUCCUCUUGCGUUCGUCUGUGAUGCUUCGGUUGCUACAAUAAAACAAGAGAUCACGUCAUGUUUCCCCGAUGGAGGGAGCUUUGUACCAGGGAAACCUGGCACUAUCCAGACACAACAGAGCAAAAGUACAGACUUCGAUUGCAAUCGUGAGGGCGACUAUGACCCGACUACGUACUAUAAGCAGACUGACCCAAACUCGCGCAUCUGCAGCGGUGGAAAACGUUUUCACUGUAUCACCUGUCAGAAGGCGUUUACUCGAAAGAGAAGCUUUCAGGAUCACGUACGCAUCCACACCGGGGAAAAACCUUUUCACUGUACCACCUGCAAGAAGACGUUUACUCGAAAUUGGAGCUUGCAGGAGCACAUGCGCAUCCACACCGGUGAAAAGCCUUUUCAGUGUUCCAUCUGUGAGAGGGCCUUUGGUGAUAAAGGACGCUACAAUUACCACAUGCUCUCCCACACAGGUGAGAAGCCAUUUCCGUGUUCCAUUUGCGAGAAGGCGUUCACUCAGAAAGGGUCCUUGGAUAAUCACGUGCGCACCCACACUGGUGAAAAACCUUUUCAGUGCUCCAUAUGUGAGAAGACGUUCACUCAGAAAGGGACCUUGGAUAGUCACGUGCGCACCCACACUGGUGAAAAGCCUUUUAAGUGUUUUAUUUGUGAGAAGACAUUCACUCAAAAGCAGGCGUUGUCUGGGCACGUACGUACCCACACUGGAGAAAAACCGUUUCAAUGUUCCAUCUGUGAGAAGACUUUUACUCAAAAGGGACACUUGCAGAAGCACAUGCGCACUCACUCCGAAGAAAAACGUUUUGUCUUACAUCUGUGA